ACAAAUUCCAUGAACAACAACGGUGAUGCCAUUGCUGGUCACUGGCCGUGGUAUGCGGCUAUCUACCACCGAAUAGGCGAGAAGCAAGAAUACGCGUGCGGUGGAUCCAUCCUCGAUGAAACGACCAUUCUCACGGCAUCUAAUUGCGUGUACACUCCAAGCGGUGUGAUCUCGGCAGCGCUCGUGACAGUACACGUGGGACAAAUCCACCCGAAGCAGGCCAGCGCAUAUGCGCAGACGUACGGUGUGCGCGAGAUAGUGGUACACCCUGGGUUUAGCGAAGCCAGCACCGUCAACGACAUUGCGCUGAUCAAGCUUACCGCCAGCAUCACCAUGACCACCGAGUACGUGCAGCCCGUCUGUCUGUGGACGAUGGACAGUGCGCUGGAGUUGAUCGUGGGCAGAAAUGGAACGGUUGUUGGAUUUGGGCCGAACGAACGGCGGGAUGCUGUGUCAAAGGAGCAGCUGCAACAAGCCACGAUUGGUGUGGUAGAUCCGCAAACGUGCAUUGCAAGUGAUCCGGCCGUUUUCGGCACACAUCCCCCGCUGGAAACGUUCUGUGGCAAAAGACGACAGAAUGGUGUGGGCACGUGCAAUGGUAAUAGUGGCGAUGGCCUGUUCGUCGAGGUCAGCGGCCGAUGGUUCGUGCGCGGCUUGGUGGCGCGGCUCCAACCAGUGCGCGGGAGUGACGGUCUGUGCGAUCCGCUCCAGUACACCGUCUACACCGACGUGGCCAAGUACGUGGAAUGGAUUAAGCGGUACGUCGAUCCGCGUGUGCUACCGGUGGAGAAUGGCGUGCUAACAAUGGGGGUGGACUACGAGGAGAAGCUUCGUCGGCUGUUCAACUUUGACAGCUGCGGUUUAACAUCAUCCGUCGCUUUGUAUGGUCAACAUAAUUUAACUCUACCGUGGUUGGGGGAAGUCAUGGUACCACCGAAUGCAGACAGUGUUAAGUGUAUAGUUACACUGAUCAGCGAUCGGUACGCUGUCGGGCCGGCCCAUUGCUUCGUCGGUGGCACACCUUACAUUUCGCUAGACGGUGUCGUCUUUAAUGACUAUUUGGAAUGCUAUUCCAAUGGUAAUGAGUCCUCAACGUGUACCGCUUUGAAACAAAAGCGGAAAAUUCAGCGGGUUAUUGUACAUCCAAACUUCGACAAAAACAAUUCGACAGACAAUAUUGCGCUUAUCGAGCUGCUGAGCCCGGCAAACACUAGCCACCCGAACGUACUGCCUAUCUGCAUGCCCGUAAUGCCCAAGCUUAGAACGCAAGCAAAGACCAAUUUACACGUGGCAACCGCCGAAAUGCACGGUACUAUACCAAAAAACGUUCCCGUCCGGUAUCUGGAGCCCGAUGAGUGCACGAAAGUGUACGCGGAAGAGCAAAUUGUGCUGAAUCUGGACCUGCACAAGCGACUGUGUGCCGUAAUAGAGCGCUGGGAGGACGAAGAAGCUUGCAAGCCACUGGUGGCAGGUGCACCGCUCCAAGAAACGAAGCAGUUCCGUGGUAAGGAGCAAUACGUUCUGCGUGGAUUUGAGCUGGCUGGGCUGGCUUGUCGUUCAUCUGCGCCAGCAAUUUACCACAGUAUCGAACCAUACGUCGACUGGAUACUGUACAACAUGAUGAGGUACAACGUGGUAGAAGAGACGGAUGUACCAGACGCUGAAAUAACUCCACCGACACUCGAGUCAGAGAGGAACAAGUUGCAGCAACAGUCGGGAAGUGAUAAGUUGCAUCUGUUCAAUUUGGAUACUUGUGGCCUAUUCAGCCUCGAAAGCAACAGCCAGACAGGCAAAGAAGCAACUUUCGCACCGUGGAUCGUAUCCUUUGACAAGGUACACAAAAGAUCAGCUAACGUUAAUGAAGUAAUCAGUAGCACAGCCGUGCUUACAGGGCGAUAUCUCGUCCUGGGAGUAGGCUCACAUUUCGACACGUUCUUCGUGGAUAUCAAGAACAUAAUCCUUCCGCCGCCCGAUCAUCCUAGGCGGCUGUUUGCACUGAUCGAGCUGCUCGAGCCAGCUGAUCUGACGAUUCCGCACAUCAAACCGAUCUGUUUGCCCUUCUUGGACGGACUGCAUCGCAACAAACCCGCGGAGGUGAUUUUGUCGACAAGGUUGAUAAACUCAUUCAAAAAGCUAAAGAUGACCGACUACCAACGUUGCCUGGGGCGACUGCUGUACAUCGAUCAGCCGAUCACCUUCGACACCGAGCCUUCGUGUGCGGUAGAGGAUUUAGAAGAUGUUUACCAAGCGUCAUUGGCUUCCGAUCCGGGAAGUCCGUUCCAGGCCGCGGUAUGGUACGGAGAACGGCCGCGCUACUUUCUGUACGGUAUGCAUGUCAAUGAGUCAUCCAUUUUCUCAACCCUGCACCACGGCCCAUACCUAUUUCACAAGAUCGAGCAGGCAGAUGUUGCAUGGAUAAUGGAGAACGUACGGAAAAAUGAACGUCAAUCUUCGUUCCCCAGCAAGUACGAUGCAGCCAACCAUGCUAACGACAUUGCAUUAGCUCGGCUCGUCGCCGCUGUGGAUACCUCUUUACCGAACGUGCAGCCCAUCUGCUUGCCGAUCAGCGACACUAUUCGCAGCUAUGAUCUAUCAAGCCUAUCGAUGGACUAUUAUGAUUCUUCAUUGUGGAGCUACAACGUAAUCAAUGCUGGUGAUAGAUGCCUAUCUGGAUUGGAUAUUGGACACUAUGGAGCAGCGACCAGCGCUUCCUUUUGA
This is a messenger RNA of Anopheles arabiensis, 2718 nucleotides long. Its product is annotated as serine protease 53-like. NCBI's taxonomy places the organism in Eukaryota, Metazoa, Arthropoda, Insecta, Diptera, Culicidae. The record is from RefSeq and is a predicted model, not a curated record. Gene Ontology annotation, biological process: proteolysis. The coding region runs from base 10 to 2718 and encodes 902 amino acids. Gene Ontology annotation, molecular function: serine-type endopeptidase activity. The transcript is spliced from 6 exons.